Molecule: messenger RNA, 309 nt
Organism: Micromonas commoda
Lineage: Eukaryota; Viridiplantae; Chlorophyta; Mamiellophyceae; Mamiellales; Mamiellaceae
Exons: 1
Coding region: 1-309 (102 amino acids)
Source: RefSeq, a predicted model, not a curated record
AUGGACGCCUCGCUCAUCGCUCCUCAGCUGUUCGCCCUGGUUUUCAUCCUGGGCGCGGCGGCGUACCUCCAGGUAUUCGUCACCGGCACCGCCAGGGCGAGGUUCGACAAGGCGGACCCUGCGCGAAGGGCGUUCGUGGAGACCGACGGAGGCGAAAGUAGUGAGCCGGGCUGGGUGGAGCGCGAGUUGGCCAGGAAGGGGGGAACCAGGCCGAGGGGCGACAGGACCAAGGGAGGUACGGUGAUACCGGGGGUGGGAGACGCGCCGGAGUGGAUGCGAAGGGGGGAGGAUGACGAGUUGGAUAGCUAG